Kwoniella mangroviensis CBS 8507 is the source of this 963-nucleotide messenger RNA. RefSeq lists its product as uncharacterized. Bases 1 to 963 code for a protein of 320 amino acids. The transcript has 2 exons. The record is from RefSeq and is a predicted model, not a curated record. Lineage: Eukaryota; Fungi; Basidiomycota; Tremellomycetes; Tremellales; Cryptococcaceae.
AUGCCUGAACUUUCGGAAACUCCCUCAGAAAAAUCAUAUUUUUGGCUGAGAAGAGAGGAUGAGGAACCCAUACUUGAUACGAGAUCCUCUUACGGAGACGGUCUUCUGGGGGAUUCAGGCUCGAAAGCAUCUGGAAUACCUUCUUUCACACCUGACACAAUCAAGCCUGGGGUCUCGAAAGACCCUAUCUUCGACGAUGACGAGGAUGGAGAAGGCAAUUCAGUUGAAUUCAUCAUCGAUGCUAGCAAGCGAGCUGAACACAAUGCCAAAUUAAUCAGAAUCUUGAGAUCCCACCUGCAAGGAGAGAUCAGCACUCGUUGUUGGGAAUCUGAUCAGCAAUGCUAUACAAGAUUUUCCGAGGACAUUCAAAACCUGCCUACCGGCACUUCUAUAGAUGAGUACAUCACUCUGUUGCAGGAUGUAAGAAUUGAGUGUGGUUUCGAGCACUCUUUCAAUUUGGGUGAUGACGAACAGCUACAACGAAGAUUAGAUGCCAUUCAUGCCUGGACUGACUUACAAUCUGCGGAUUAUGUCCUGCCUAGAUAUUCAUCUUCCACUUUACAAGGGUUUUUAUCUUUACAUAGCGUUCAAAACGAUAAGAUGCCCAGUAUGGAAGAGGUCCUCGCAGAGAAGACGAGACUGGCAGAACGAGGAGAUUCAUCUUACGGAAGAUGGGCCGGAUCUUUCUUCGAAAAGCUCAGAGGGAAACAAUCUUUGACGAAUGACGAUAAGGCAAGCCUAAAGCAAUUUGCCUAUUGGAACAGAGGAUACCGGCCGGGCAAUUCGAUGGGCCUCUCAGAGGCACAACACCGAGGUAGAAAGGCUUUCUGCGACACCUUCGUACCGAAAAUUUCAAUUUCGUCUGGUAGUUCUCAUACAGCGAACUCUACGGGAGACUCGGUGGUUCCCAGAUUGCCAGCUCCCCCGAGAGCACUUGAUGGUAGCAACUUGAUCCAAUUGUAG